Molecule: messenger RNA, 2718 nt
Organism: Sporothrix schenckii 1099-18
Lineage: Eukaryota; Fungi; Ascomycota; Sordariomycetes; Ophiostomatales; Ophiostomataceae
Exons: 3
Coding region: 1-2718 (905 amino acids)
Source: RefSeq, a predicted model, not a curated record
AUGCAACAUUACAAACGGGGGUGGUGCGGACGGCCGGGCCGCCGCUUCCGCCGCCGCCUCGGCCCCGGCGUCGGCCUCGGGGAUGGUGGCGCCACCGACAACACCCGUCACCGCCGGCGGGAACUGCGCACCCAGUGGCGAGACGGCGCCGCUCAGGUUCAAGCUGUUGCGCUGGUAGCCGCUGGUGGUGCCGACGGCCGAGGAGACGCCGGACGUCGUCGACUGGCCGCCCUCGCUGCCCUGGCGCAGGUGGCGGCGGUCUUGCUCGCUGAGAUCCGAGACGCCCGACUCGCGGGCCACCGAGCGCGGGGCUGCUGGUGCGGGGGCUGGCCGUGGUGUCUGCUGCGCAGGUUCCUGGGCAGGUUGUUGGAGAGGUGCCUGUGGAGGCUGUUGGGGUGGAAACCGUGGUGCUUGGCCGAGCGAGGGCGAGUCGGCGCGGGCAAACACGGGCGGCUGUUGCUGCGGUGCGGGACCAAGCGACGAGGUGCUGCCGUGCUGGGCGGCCUGGCUGCCCGGGACCAAGGGGCUCUCGAGCUCGGCCGACGACGUGGGCACGCUGUGGUAGGUGGCGCCGCCCCGCAGCAUGCGGCUGCUGCUGUUGGCGUCCGUCGUGACGGACCCAAAAUCGGACGACCCGGGCAGCUCGGCGCGGUACUUGGUGUCGGCAAUCAGUUCGGAAAUGUACGUGUUGUCGGCCUCAACGGUGGGCGCGCCAGCGCCAGCACCAGCGGCAGCCGCGCCACCCACCGCGCCCGCCGCCAGAGUCGCGUAACCGGCGCCGCUGCCCGAAUGCUGCGCGGCCAGAUGGGCGGCCUGCAGCUGCUCCAUCUCGGGCGACAGGGGCGUGCUGCUGCUGUACUGGCCGCCGUAGCUCUGGACGCGCCCGCGGUUGGCGGCGCUGCUGUGCGGGUCGUCGUACGAGGACGCGGCCGGGGUCGAGGCGGCGUGCUUGACGCUCGGCUGGGCGCGCAGCCACGAGAAGACAAAGUUGCGGCCCGUGUCGUAGGUGGCCUCGCUCUCGGUGCCGGGCUGGCCGCUGCCGCCCACGGGGCCGGUGCCGCGGCUGGAGCGACGGCCGGCGCUGCUGCCGUACAUGAGGAUGCGCCGGCGGCGGUACAGCAAAACGCCGACGACCGCGGCCGUCAGCACAAUGAGGCCGCCAAUGACGCCGACGAGCGGCGCCACAAACGCGGGCGUCGUCAGCUUGGCGGUGGGGUAGGCGGUGGCAAAGACGGCCUUGAGCCCCGCGUCGGCCCAGCCGCCCGCCGCGGCCGGCGCCGUCGCGGUGGCCCCGCCCUUGCCGCUGCCGCCAAUCACGCUGACGACGGCGUCCGGCACGCUGUACGCGGACCACUUGGUGGGCGUGUAGCUGGUCAUCCAGGUCGCCGACGACAGGUUGAACAGCUGCACGAUGCCGCCGCCCAGGCAGCCCGCGGCCGCGCCGGCCUGGGGCGUGUAGCCGCCGACGACCAGCAUCUGGUCCGGGUAGGGCGCGAAGCACUUGUGGCCGGCGCGGGCGUGCGCGGCGGCGUCGCUGCUCGCGUAGACCUGGGUCCAGGUGAAGGAGGGCAGCGACAGCACCCAGACGUCGUCGUUGAAGUCGCUGCCGACGCUGAGGCCGUCGAAGCCGCCGUAGUAGUAGAUGUUGAAGCUCGAGGCGUCGGCCGCGGCGGCGACGACGGCGCAGGCGCGCGUGCGCUGGCCGAGGCGGGCGCCGCCCGUCGUCGGCUGCUUGUACCAUUUCUUGCCGGCGACGUCGUAGACGUCCAGGGUGGUCAGGAACGCGGGGCUGGCGGCGCGGCUGGCGGACGCGUUGUAGGAUUGGCCGGUGACGGCGACCCACUGCGGGUCGACGACGCCGCCAAUGGCCACGAGGACGCCCUGCGGGCCGACGGGCACCCACACGAGCUCCGGGUUGGCGCGGCCGCGCACGGUGGGCGGCAGCGUGCUGUUGGACCACGUCUCGGCGUUCUGCGUGGCCAUGUCGACGGUGAUGAGCGUGUCGGAGACGUUGAUGGCGGUGAGGCCGUCGACGCCCGUCACGGUGUAGACGGGCCCCCACGACGGGCUGCGCAGGCCGGAAAAGUACCACGCCUUGUUCUCCGAGGGCGCGCUGGCGGCGCCGCCGUAGGCCACGUAGCGCGUCAUGUUGGCCGGCAGGUCGACGUUCAAAAACCCGGGCCGAAACUCCCGUUCCGCGCCGUACCGGUCGGCCUGGUACAGCUGCGCGGCGUCGCUGGGCGGCUGGCUGUACUGCGUCGUGUACUUGAGCAGCCCGCCGUACAGGAACCACUCGUCGUCGUUGGCGAGCAUGGCGCCGUCAAUGUAGUUGGGCGCAAUGUUGUUGGCGUUGGAGCCCGGCGACACCUUGUAGAGCACGCCCAUGUCGGCCGUGAGGUUGUCCUUGACGGCAAACGGCACGCUAAAGUUGAGCGUGUACACGAUGCCCAGCGGAUUCUGGUCCGCCGUCACGGGGCCGUACGAGCUGUCGUUCAUGCCCGGAAUCCACACCACGCUGCCGCCGUCGAGAUACAGCGUGUCGCGCACAACGGCCGCCCGCGGCUGUUCCCAGUAGCACAUGGAGGCGUUGAUCUGCCCGGGGAUCCAGCCGGACGCCUGGGCCGCGGCCGACGCGACGAAACUGGUCGCGGCGAGGAGAGAGGAGGACUUCAUGUUCGAGCAAUGUGUGACACCGAAAAAGGGGGGACGUGGUUGUAG